This is a messenger RNA of Caenorhabditis elegans, 2609 nucleotides long. It is a transcript of the gene sec-6, whose product is annotated as Exocyst complex component 3. Gene Ontology annotation, cellular component: exocyst. Lineage: Eukaryota; Metazoa; Nematoda; Chromadorea; Rhabditida; Rhabditidae. The transcript is spliced from 14 exons. The record is from RefSeq and is marked reviewed. The coding region runs from base 10 to 2400 and encodes 796 amino acids. Gene Ontology annotation, biological process: exocytosis.
UAUUUUAGAAUGGACGUUGAUGUGGAAGAGGCGGCAUUGGAGCAAGUAGCAGCUCUACUACAACGUCCUGAUCAACUGGAAAAAUUGCCGGAACUCAAAAAGAGAGCUGAUAGAAAGAAGCUCGCUGUCGAGGCUAUGCUCCGAACUGGUGUUCAAGGUCAAUUAGAAGGAAUUCGAACUGCAAUUGCUCAUCUUCAAACCGCUUCAGAUGAUAUUACCGCUAUUUCUCAAGGAGUUCACGAUAUUCGAGAGCGUCUCGGACCAUUUCCCCAACUGAAAGAGAAACUUCGAGAACUUCGUGAUGCCAAUGCUCGUCACGGUCAAUAUGCAGCUGCAAUGGAGAAUUUGAAGCAUAUUUUCAAUCUACAAACAACACUUCAAGAAAUUCGUGAUGCGCUGGAUGAUGAAAAGUCUGGAGGAAAUCUGUUGUUAGCUCACAAACAUAUUAUGGAUUUGGAAAGAGCUCGAGACGAAUUGCUGGCCGAAGUUCAUAAAAUGAGUGGAACAAAUACGGAAAAAGAGCAAAUGCUUCUCGUCAAUUUCUUCAAGGGAGUUGACUCGGUUGUCGCCGAAUUGUCGAAGAAUAUGUGGUUUAUUCUCGGUCGAACUUUGGAAAUGGUUAAGGGAAAUGAGCAAGGUGGCGGACCGCAACAAGUUGUGACAUGUCUUCGAAUUGUGGAACGAGAAGAAAGAAUCGAUAAAUUCUACAUGGAAGCUCGAAGCAAGAACUCAUCGGCAUUUGUUCCACCAGGCCGACCUCGUAACUGGAAAGAAAAAGCCUUACGAUCACUUGAGAAGACUGUCUCAAAUCGAGUAGAUGGAAAUCAACUCGAAGAUCGAUCUCUGAACAAAGCGUGGCUUGCUAGAUAUUUAGAAGUUUGUAAAAAUGUAAUUAUGGAUGAUUUACAAUUGGCAAAAGUGGCGAUUCCGUGUUUCCCACCGGAUUGGCAGAUUUACGAUCGAUAUGUUCACAUGUAUCACACAUCUGUGUGUAGAAGACUCCGAGAAGUGGCAUCGGAACAUUUGGAAAAAAGCGAGCUGGUUCAGUUGAUGUCAUGGAUCAAAUUUUACGCAUCUGAAGAUAUGCUAGGACAUCCGAAACUGAGGAUCAAUGCACAGGCUAUAUUACAAGAUAGUCCUGUUCUGUCGAGAAGCACUCUGAAUCAACUUUGUGAUCAAUUUGUUGAAAUGUCGAGAGAUGAUCUGAAAUUAUGGCUGAAAAAUACUGUUUCUCAUGAGACUCAUGAUUGGUACAAAAACUUGCGGCCAAGCGAGGACAAUCAUGGAUAUUUCUACACUGAUCUGCCAAAUACUGUUUUUGGAAUGCUCAAGGACACGGUGACAUUGGCAAAGGAGGUAUCAGUUGAAGUUAUUCCUAGCAUCAUCAACUUGACGAUUCAAGAAUUCAAUGAGUUGGCAGGAAAAUAUAGAGAUGCAUUCACUGCUUACAAGACGGAUUAUUUUGCGGAGAGGAGCAAGUAUCAAGAGUUUACUUCUAAUAUUAUUGCAAUCGCCAACAAUCUUCACACUUGCAUCGAAUCAACUGAAAAGUAUAAGCAACAAAUUCGUUUAUCAAUGGAAGGAGAACAAAACGCGGCGGCUGCUAUGACAACGCCACUCGCAUCAGGACGACGUACUGCUGUUAGACAACAGCAACUCAUCGAGAAUAUGGACGCUUUAAAUACGAAAUGGAGUAAUGCAGCUUCAGUAGCAGUAAACUAUCUCCGAGAAGAAGUCAUCACAGAUAUUGCUCCAAGUCUCGUUGAAAUCUUCUCGAAAAAAUGGUUAACCGGAAGUGCUGCUCUCGAGACAGUUUGUAUGACUAUUUCCGAUUAUUACCACGAUCACAAGCAUCUGCGACCAGUCACAAGGUCCACUUUGCUUAUGGAUCUUCAAUUUAGAAUUGUUAGCGAAUAUUUGAAGGCAAUCGAAACAAAGCGAGUGAGUCUCAAUUCGUAUGAAGAGCGUGCACUUGCAGGAAAGAGAAUGAAAGCUGAUGUUGUUCGUUUGGAUAAUCUUUAUGCUGAAUUUGCGACAAGUUCUGAUAUGGCUGAUCAGCUCCCACUCCUAACAUCAAUUGUGGCUGCAGCUGGAGAUGUGAUUUCUCUAAAAGACAAAUCUCUUCUGUCACUUGAAGCCACUUCAUUUGCUCGGAAAUUUCCAAAUUGUCCUGCUGAAUUGCUUUCUGCUGUUAUUGCGACUCGUGAUGAUAUUAGUGGCAGUGAAGCUCGUAGUUUGGCUAGUGAAGUUCUACAACAUGUACAGUUCCAUCCAAAGGAUCAGAUAUUCGAUCAACUUUUUGCUUUGCGACAACAAGAAAAUUCGGAACGACUUCCAAAUUUGGGAAUGGCCAACAUGUUCAAAGCUGACUUUAUGUCAAUGCUCAAGAGAGACGCAUAAUUUAUAUUUACUUAUAGUUAAUUUAUUUUCAAUUUCACUUCACUUCAAUGUAAAAAAUUUUAUUCUCAAUAAGUUUAUUGCCAAAAUGUUUAUCAAAGCUUUGAUCAAAUACUUAAUAGGAUACAAUUAUACAUAUAAUAAUGAAUCAAUCAUUUUUUUCCAUUCAAAUUCCUCUUUGUGGUUUUCGUUCGAAACUGAUGUUGUGUCGU